AUGCUCGUGCCCCCGGAUAUGCUGAGCGCGCAGUCCAAGCUGCUGUAUCAACUGAACAAGUUCUACGGGGAAAGAGUGCAGGCGCGACAGGGAACCGUGGCGAAAACGGUCCGCGAGGUCUGCAAGGUGGUCCAAGACGUCCUGAAAGAGGUUGAGGUGCAAGAGCCACGCUUCAUCUCCUCCCUCAAUGAAUGCAACGGCCACUUCGAAGGCUUCGAGGUCGUCUCGCCCUCCGAAUUCGAGGUCGUUCUCUACCUCAACCAAAUGGGGGUGUUCAACUUCGUGGACGACGGUUCCUUGCCCGGAUGCGCUGUCCUCAAGCUCAGCGACGGUCGCAAGAGGUCCAUGUCCUUGUGGGUGGAAUUCAUCACUGCUUCCGGAUACCUUUCGGCCCGCAAAAUUCGCUCUCGCUUCCAGACGCUGGUAGCUCAAGCCUGCGACAAAUGCAGCUAUAGAGACAUCGUGAAGAUGGUGGGAGACACCAGCGAAGUGAAGCUCCGGAUUAGGGAGAGGUUCGUCGUGCAGAUCACACCAGCUUUUCGGUGUAGUGGACUGUGGCCACGAUCGGCUGCCCACUGGCCCAUACCCAAUAUCCCGUGGCCAAACCCCAACCUUGUGGCAGAAGUGAAAGCUGAAGGCUUCGAUCUGCUGUCCAAAGAGAGCGUUACGCUGCAAGGGAAGCAAUCUUCUAUGGAAGGAGAUGCUUGGGUCUUGAAUUUCUGCGAAGCCGAAAACAGAUUGCUGCAAGGUGGAUGCAGGAAAAAAUGCCUAAGCAUUCUAAAGACGCUCAAAGAUCUUCAUCUAGAGCUCCCCGGUACUCCCGUCACCAGUUACUAUCUUAAGACUUUACUUCUUUAUGAAUGCGAAAAGCACCCGCACGAGCUGGAAUGGGACGAAACUUGCCUGGGCGACCGCAUCAACGGGAUUCUUCUGCAGUUGAUCUCUUGUCUUCAGUGUCGGAGGUGUCCCCAUUAUUUUCUUCCUCAGUUGGACCUCUUCAAAGGCAAGUCUGCCACCUCUUUAGAAAAUGCUGCUAAGCAAACUUGGAGACUCACUAGAGAACUUCUAACGAAUCCCAGAUCUCUCGAGAAACUCACGCUCCAAAGUAUAUGAGGAUGUACGAACGGUGUACCAUUUCGUCCGACUCGAUAUCGA
Messenger RNA from Uloborus diversus, 1155 nucleotides. RefSeq names its product protein mab-21-like 2. NCBI's taxonomy places the organism in Eukaryota, Metazoa, Arthropoda, Arachnida, Araneae, Uloboridae. The record is from RefSeq and is a predicted model, not a curated record.